CGCGGCUCCCGUACGGCAAGAUGGCGGCGCGCGCCCGGCCGCCCGGCCGCCCGGCCCCCAGGCCGGGCCUCGGCGUGCCAGGGUUCCCCAGCACCAGGCGGGGCGCAGCCCGAGGCUCCAGGCGUCGAGGGUGGGCGGGGGCGCCCCGGGCCGGUGGCCCCGUACGGCGGCAUGGCGCGCCGGCCGGUCCGUACGGCAAGAUGGCCGCGCCGGCGGCCCGGGCGCACGGCGGGCUGACGCGCCCCCCCACCCCGGGGUCCCGCCGCCCGCCCGCGUCUGCUUCCGCUAGCCCAACGGGUCGCUGCCGAGGUCCCCGGAGCGAACGGUGCAGGCCGCCAGGGAGCCGAGCGCGCGGGCCCAGCCCUCGGCUUUGGGCCCCGCCGUACGCCAAGAUGGCGGACGUGCGCUUCCACCCUCACUUCCGGCCCCGCCCGCUCCCGCUAGGCCCGGAUUGGCCCCGGCAGCGGCCCGUCGCGUCGCGCUGCGGAACCGUCGGAGCGACGCCGCUCUCAGUCGGCGGCCGGAGAGGGAAGAUGGACGCAGCUACUCUGACCUACGACACUCUUCGAUUUGCCGAAUUUGAAGAUUUCCCGGAGACCUCAGAGCCUGUGUGGAUACUGGGUAGAAAAUACAGCAUUUCCACAGAAAAGGAUGAGAUCUUGUCCGACGUGGCGUCCAGACUUUGGUUUACAUACAGGAAAAACUUCCCAGCCAUUGGGGGGACCGGCCCCACCUCGGACACAGGCUGGGGCUGUAUGCUGCGGUGUGGACAGAUGAUCUUUGCCCAGGCCCUGGUGUGCCGGCAUUUAGGCCGAGAUUGGCGGUGGACGCAGCGGAAGAGGCAGCCGGACAGCUACUUCAGCGUGCUCAACGCCUUCAUCGACAGAAAGGACAGUUACUACUCCAUUCACCAGAUAGCACAAAUGGGAGUCGGCGAGGGCAAGUCCAUCGGCCAGUGGUACGGGCCCAACACGGUCGCCCAGGUCCUCAAGAAGCUUGCUGUCUUCGACACGUGGAGCGCCUUGGCAGUCCACGUAGCGAUGGACAACACGGUGGUGAUGGAGGACAUCAGAAGGUUGUGCAGGGGCGGUCUUCCGUGCGCGGGGGCCGCCGCGCUCCCUGCGGAUCCCGGCCGGCACUGUAACGGCUUCCCCGCGGGAGCCGAGGUCAGCAACAGGCUGGCACCGUGGAGACCCCUGGUGCUUCUCAUCCCCCUGCGCCUGGGGCUCACGGACAUCAACGAGGCCUACGUGGAGACUCUGAAGCACUGCUUCAUGAUGCCCCAGUCCCUGGGCGUGAUCGGAGGCAAGCCCAACAGCGCCCAUUACUUCAUCGGCUACGUCGGCGAGGAGCUCAUCUACCUGGAUCCGCACACGACGCAGCCCGCGGUGGAGUUUGCGGACAGCUGCUUCGUCCCGGACGAGAGCUUCCACUGCCAGCACCCUCCGAGCAGGAUGGGCGUCAGGGAGCUCGACCCGUCCAUUGCCGUGGGGUUUUUCUGUCAGACCGAGGAGGACUUUGACGACUGGUGCCAGCGCGUCAGAAAGCUGUCGCUGCUCGGGGGCGCCCUGCCCAUGUUCGAGCUGGUGGAACAGCAGCCUUCCCACCUGGCCUGCCCCGACGUCCUGAACCUGUCCUUAGAUUCUUCUGACGUAGAGCGACUGGAAAGAUUCUUUGACUCAGAAGAUGAAGACUUUGAAAUCCUGUCUCUUUGAAAAUCCCGGAGCUGGGGGACGGUUUCCACUGGCCCUCACUGGGGGCACCUUCGAGAGCCCAGACCCGCCCUGGGGCGCUUGGUGCCGCCGCAUUUCAUCCAUCCAGCCUGCCCGUCCGCUGAGCGCCCGCGCCCCGUGCCGCCUCUGCCCUCACACGGAGCACCCCCCCGUGAGCCCUGCUGCUGCUCGGGCCCAGAGGGUCUGUCUGGGCGACAAGGCGCAAGCCGGGAGCCACCGAGGGAAACCCAGCGCGGCCGGGCUGGGAGCCCCCGAGAGCAGGGCCCCUCACACUCGCGAGAGCUCUCCCUGCCACACUGCCGGCCCCGCGCUGGCGCGUCGCCUCUGCCUUGCUUCCUCCUGGGCGCUCGGUUCUGGGUUUGCUUUGGAAUUAAAAUCCUGUUUGAAGUCACAAGGACGUGAAUUUCUGUCCUGUCCGCUUCAGAAGACCCGCAGGGCAGGCGUGUGCGGCGGGACGCCUGUGGACUCAGCCUCGGCCCCUGCCUGCUCCGCGGCCUCCGCCCCGCCACCGUGCUUUCUCAAGGGCUACCUCGGGGGGAAACCGGGCCGGAAGAGUCAACGGCAAGGCUUCUCCUUGGUUUGGGAGGAAAAGCAGCAGAGUGGUGGGCGUGGUGGAAAUCCAAAGAUGGCACCGUGCAUGUGACUCGCUAGGACAGGGACACGCCUCGGAGCUGCAGGUCACGCCCGAGUGGGGCGUGCCUUCCUCACGUCUCCUCUGUGGGUCCUGGCGUCGAAGACGCGUCCCCCCCCCCCCCCCCCCCCCCCCCC
Molecule: messenger RNA, 2501 nt
Organism: Panthera uncia (snow leopard)
Lineage: Eukaryota; Metazoa; Chordata; Mammalia; Carnivora; Felidae
Gene: ATG4B
Product: autophagy related 4B cysteine peptidase
Exons: 13
Coding region: 21-1715 (564 amino acids)
Molecular function (GO): protein-phosphatidylethanolamide deconjugating activity
Source: RefSeq, a predicted model, not a curated record